UCCUUAUCUGUAACAACCCACGAUGAAUAUAUCGGAAAGAUAUUCAAAAGCGCGACAUUAGGCGCGUGUUUGUUAUCCUCUUACCCGCCUUCCAUUCCCUAUCAACAUCACACCAAAGUCUCAAGUUUAUGCUACUCUCUCUAAAAGAAAGGCCCCAAAAAGAAGGAAUAUACUACAAAGCAAAGUAGCGAACAAGAAAAACUUCGAAUCUCAAUAGCCUAUCCCCUUAUCUCUACGCUUAGUAUCUUUCAAAAACCCUAAAUCCUAUAUCCCGAUCACAGAAUCAGAUGAAUUUAUUUGAUUGAGAAAUUGAAGAAGGUGUUGCUGUAAAAGUUCAAUUUGAUUUGGACAUUAUACAAUGUCUGCGAUGGUUUACGGCAAGAGAUCAUUCUUCGAUGAUUUACAAUCGCCGUCGCCGACUUCACCAUCGACGCCUGUUUCAAAGAAGCUCCGGUGUUCCUCCACCUCUCCGAGAAGAUUCUCGCCGCCGCCGCCAGCGGCAGUUUCCAUUGAUCAUCUGAGAGCUUUGUUUCCCGAUGUAGAUUGUCAGUUUCUUGAGAAAGCCUUGGAGGAAUGUGGCAAUGAUUUGGAUGUUGCUAUUAAGAGACUGCAUGAACUUCAUCUUAGUCAUGCACAUGGAAAGUCAGUUUCUGCCUCAGAAGCUGAUGGAGAGAUGGACGGUGAAUUUGCAGGUAUAGUGAACACUGCUUUUGUCAUAAAUAAUCCUCCAGCUGAUGGCACAGAAUGGGUGGAGUUGUUUGUGAGGGAAAUGAUGAGUGCUACAAGCACAGAUGAUGCCAGGGCUCGUGCAACAAUAGUGUUGGAGAGCUUAGAGAAAUCCAUUAGUGCUAGUGCAAGUGCAGAAGCAGCUCAAAAUUUUCAGAAGGAAAAUAUGAUGCUGAAGGAGCAAAUAGAACUGAUUCUUCGAGACAAUAUCAUUCUGAAACGUUUAGUGGCCAUCCAACAUGAACGACAAAAGGAGCACAAUGAUGAUAGGACCCAGGAAGUGCAGCAGCUGAAGCAGUUGAUUGCUCAAUAUCAAGAGCAAUUGAGAACUCUCGAGGUCAACAAUUAUUCUUUGAAAAUGCAUUUGCAGCAGGCUCAGCAAUGCAACUCUAUCCCUGGACACUUUCAUCCAGAUGUCUUCUGAUAUUGAAAUCUGUUCAAAUAAGGAGAUUGAACCUAGAAAGAGAUUAAGCUGGUUGGCGUUAUGCGAGUGGUGGUAUAGGAUGUUCAAGUUAAUUUGUAUCAUAUCUGUUGGUCUCUGAAUUAUAGGUUAUGUUGAGUUGAGCCCACUGGCGUUGAUAUUCUAACAAAGUAUCAUGGGGCAUUGAUAGUAUGGCCUAAAAAGGAGUUGUGUAUCAAAGCUGUUUUUCAAUUCAGAUGCGUCACCUUUUUCCUGUGCAAAAUCAAUCAGUUCAUAUUUUACGCAUAAUAUAAGAUACAUUACUAUGACUGUAAUGUUCAACUAAAUUUCGGACUGCUUUCUUGGUGUGAACCAUCCCGUGCUAAGGAGUCGUGAAACCUUGCCGACAUUUGCAUUGCACUCAGAUUUUUACCUUUCUCCUGAAAAGAAGAGACCAGACUCGCAACGUAAAAUGAUGGAACAACGUUACAUUUAAAAUAGCAAUUAGACUGCAAUUAUAAAUGGGCCAAGUAAUGAUGGGCUUCUUUAUUCCCUAUUGUGAGCCUCCAAAAAAAUUGAUCUAGUUUUGGUGGGGUGCGCCAGGCCCGUGCAGUAGUGCAACGCAUGGGCGACGCUUGAGAGCCCAGGUAGCAAGCUACCUUGAUGGACUCUCCCCCUUGAAAAAUUGAGUUAAUAUCGUGUGGACCAAUGGCCCACAUAUCAGAUAUUAAACUGAUAAGAACAGAUACUACACUUGAUCUUAGCCAAAAG
This is a messenger RNA of Solanum tuberosum (potato), 1897 nucleotides long. RefSeq lists its product as uncharacterized. The coding region runs from base 359 to 1150 and encodes 263 amino acids. NCBI's taxonomy places the organism in Eukaryota, Viridiplantae, Streptophyta, Magnoliopsida, Solanales, Solanaceae. The record is from RefSeq and is a predicted model, not a curated record. The transcript is spliced from 5 exons. Gene Ontology annotation, molecular function: ubiquitin binding.